GGAAGCAUUCUCUUCACUAUCUAUCAUUCAGAAGAGGCGAGACAAGAUCUUCUUCAUUCUUCUAUUCUUCUUCACUGCAAUUUGCAAUUUAAAACCGCGUCUUCUCCUCUGGACAGAGAUAUGGCAGAAGAAGAAGAAGAAUCAGAGCUUAGCGAUAAGCAGAAAGUAGAAAUCGCGAAAUGGUUCCUCCUCAACUCUCCCCCUGGAGAAAUCCAAUACGUUGCCAAAGACGUCAAAUCCAUUCUCAACAACGACGAUUUGUACAAUGAGGCGGCUUCCGAGGCAUUUCCCGUUUACAACAAAUCCCAUUUGAUUUCCCUUCAAAUGCCCAACCGAAGCGGAGACGUACUGGUUACUUCGUUUGGUGAGCUUGAGGGGAAUGCAUUUCUUGAUCCUAGAACUACCCAAGUGGCAGUAGUUGAUCAUGUCAAACAAGUUUGUACAGAGGUGAGACCUGCACUGGAUGAAGAACUUCCAUCUCCAUACAUUGAAGAAUUUCGAUGCAGUCUGGACGCUGAAAUUCUUAAAUAUGUUGAAGAAGCCUAUCCAAAAGGUGUCUGUUCUGUCUACUGCAUAAAUGGGAAGGAUGUAGAGGGUCCGGGUUCUAAUUUUGAGCUUGCUGUGGUGAUUUCUGCUGCUAGGCAUAGCCCACAAAAUUUCUGCAAUGGGAGUUGGUGUUCAAUAUGGAAUAUUCAGUUCAAAGACGAUCAACAAACAGUGGAAGUAAAGGGUAAAAUGCAGGUGGGUGCUCAUUAUUUUGAGGAAGGAAAUGUGCAGUUAGAUGCAAAACAUGAAUGCAAAGAUGCAACUCUUUUUCAGGCUCCUGAUGAUUGUGCGCUUGCCUUGUCAAGCAUUAUUCGUCACCAUGAAACAGAGUACCUUGCAUCUCUUGAGGCUUCAUAUCUAAACCUUCCUGAUUCUACCUUCAAGGAUCUUCGGAGGAAGCUUCCAGUCACCCGCACCUUAUUUCCAUGGCAUAACACUUUGCAAUUCAGCUUGACAAGAGAUAUCUCCAAAGAACUCGGCAUUGGAAAGUAAAUAAUAUACUCACGCACACAACAUAUAAAAGUUGUGUUUACUCGAGCUCGGUGAUGACAAGUUCUUCGCAUAUGCGCCAUUUGUAGCUUGAUCAAGUCAAUCAUUCUUCGGGUUGACUUUCUUUAUCUUCACUAAUUUGCUUCAUGAAGCACCCUCCUUUGUCUGAGUAUCUUCCACCCGUGUACUUUACUGUAAUUCUUUUUUGACAUUAUUUGUAUAGCAGAAAAGAGUAACUCUUGUUUCUAGCCAUUAUUCCUAAAGUUUCGUGACUGCAAAUAGAAAUAUUGCAAGAAGCUGGAUUCAUAUUCAUGCAAUAUGGGGUCGGUAUCUUGAAGGGAAAAUGUCGAGCUGAUUUCAUAUUCACAAAUCACUAUCACGAGGGGUGGUGUUGUGGUGCACCCUGUCGUUG
This is a messenger RNA of Abrus precatorius (Indian licorice), 1447 nucleotides long. Its product is annotated as F-actin-capping protein subunit alpha. Gene Ontology annotation, molecular function: actin filament binding. Gene Ontology annotation, biological process: barbed-end actin filament capping; actin cytoskeleton organization. The record is from RefSeq and is a predicted model, not a curated record. Gene Ontology annotation, cellular component: F-actin capping protein complex; actin cortical patch. Lineage: Eukaryota; Viridiplantae; Streptophyta; Magnoliopsida; Fabales; Fabaceae. The transcript is spliced from 10 exons. The coding region runs from base 121 to 1038 and encodes 305 amino acids.